Molecule: messenger RNA, 6759 nt
Organism: Sordaria macrospora k-hell
Lineage: Eukaryota; Fungi; Ascomycota; Sordariomycetes; Sordariales; Sordariaceae
Source: RefSeq, a predicted model, not a curated record
AUGGCGGACACGACCAGCAGCGACGCCGUCGUCAAGGCUUCGUACGCCGCGAAGCACAACCUGGCCCCCCAUUUCAUUGGCGGUAACAGGCUUGAAAAUGCCCCUCCCUCCAAGGUCAAGGAUUUUGUGGCUUCCCACGACGGCCACACUGUCAUUACCAACGUCCUUAUUGCCAACAACGGUAUUGCUGCCGUCAAGGAGAUCCGCUCAGUAAGGAAAUGGGCCUACGAGACAUUCGGCGACGAGCGCGCCAUCAAGUUCACCGUUAUGGCCACCCCCGAAGAUUUGCAGGCCAAUGCCGACUACAUCAGGAUGGCUGAUCACUACGUCGAAGUCCCCGGCGGCACAAAUAACCACAACUACGCCAAUGUCGAGCUUAUCGUUGAUAUUGCCGAGCGUAUGGAUGUCCACGCUGUGUGGGCUGGUUGGGGCCACGCCUCCGAGAACCCCAAGCUUCCCGAGUCCCUUGCGGCUUCCCCCAAGAAGAUCGUCUUCAUCGGUCCCCCGGGUUCUGCCAUGCGCUCUCUCGGUGACAAGAUUUCCUCGACGAUUGUCGCCCAGCACGCCGACGUUCCUUGUAUCCCUUGGUCUGGUACCGGUGUCAACGAGGUCACGGUCGACGACAACGGCAUUGUUACGGUUCCCGAUGACAUUUACCUCAAGGGCUGUGUCAACUCGUGGCAGGAGGGUCUCGAGAAGGCCAGGGAGAUUGGUUUCCCAGUAAUGAUCAAGGCCUCCGAGGGUGGUGGUGGCAAGGGUAUCCGCAAGGUCCUCAGCGAGGACAACUUCGAGUCGCUUUACAAUGCUGCCGCUAGCGAAAUUCCCGGCUCGCCCAUCUUCAUCAUGAAGCUCGCCGACAGCGCCAGGCAUUUGGAGGUCCAGCUUCUUGCCGAUCAGUAUGGCAACAACAUCUCGCUCUUCGGCAGAGAUUGCUCUGUUCAGCGCAGACACCAGAAGAUUAUCGAAGAGGCCCCCGUAACCAUCGCCAAGCCCACUACCUUUAAGGCCAUGGAGGAUGCUGCUGUCCGUCUUGGUCGUCUCGUCGGUUACGUCUCGGCCGGUACCGUCGAGUACCUCUACUCUCACGCCGAUGACAAGUUCUACUUCCUUGAGUUGAACCCCCGUCUGCAGGUUGCCAUGGGUAUUCCCCUCCACCGCAUCCGCGACAUCAGACUUCUCUACGGAGUCGACCCCAAGACCGCCACCGAGAUCGACUUCGAGUUCAAGAACCCCGAGUCUGAAAAGACCCAGCGCAGGCCCACCCCCAAGGGCCAUACCACUGCCUGCCGUAUCACCUCUGAGGAUCCUGGUGAGGGCUUCAAGCCCUCCAACGGUGUGUUGCACGAUCUCAACUUCCGUUCGAGCUCCAACGUCUGGGGUUACUUCUCCGUCGGUUCCGCCGGUGGUAUUCACAGUUUCUCCGACUCCCAGUUCGGUCACAUUUUCGCUUAUGGUGAGAACCGUGCCGCUUCGCGCAAGCACAUGGUUGUCGCCCUCAAGGAAUUGAGCAUUCGCGGUGACUUCCGUACCACCGUCGAAUACCUCAUCAAGCUUUUGGAGACUGAGGCUUUCGAGGACAACACCAUCACUACCGGCUGGCUCGAUGAGCUCAUCUCCAACAAGCUCACUGCUGAGCGUCCCGAUCCCAUCCUGGCCGUCGUUUGCGGUGCCGUCACCAAGGCCCACAUUGCCAGUGAAGCCUGCAUGGCCGAGUACCGUGCCGGUCUCGAGAAGGGUCAGGUCCCCUCCAAGGAUAUUCUCAGGACUGUCUUCCCCGUUGACUUCAUUUACGAGGGUUACCGCUACAAGUUCACUGUCACCAGGUCGAGCGCUGAUAGCUACCAUCUCUUCAUCAACGGCUCCAAGUGCACCGUCGGCGUCCGUGCUCUGAGCGACGGUGGACUCCUCAUCCUUCUCAACGGUCGCAGUCACAACGUCUACUGGAAGGAAGAGGUUGCUGCUACCCGCAUGUCGGUCGAUAGCAAGACCUGUCUGCUCGAGCAGGAGAACGAUCCCACUCAGUUGCGCACCCCCUCUCCCGGUAAGCUCGUCAAGUACACCGUCGAGAACGGCGAGCACGUCAGCGCCGGUCAGACCUUCGCUGAGGUUGAGGUCAUGAAGAUGUAUAUGCCUCUGAUUGCCCAGGAGGACGGUAUCGUUCAGCUCAUCAAGCAGCCCGGAGCUACCCUCGAGGCCGGUGACAUCCUCGGUAUCCUUGCUCUCGAUGAUCCUAGCCGUGUCAAGCAGGCUCAGCCUUUCCUCGGCCAGCUUCCCGAGUUCGGUGCUCCUGUUAUCGUGGGUCAGAAGCCCGCUCAGAAGUUCCGUCUUCUCUAUGACACUCUCCAGAACAUCCUCAUGGGUUACGAUAACCAGAUCAUCAUGCAGCAGACACUGAAGGACCUGGUUGAGGUUCUUCGUGAUCCCAAGCUCCCCUACAGCGAGUUCACCGCUCAGUUCUCGGCCCUUCAUGCUCGCAUGCCCCAGAAGCUCGAUGCCCAGCUCACUCAGGUCCUCGAGAAGGCUUCUUCGCGCUCCGCCGAGUUCCCUGCCCGCAAUCUCAGCAAGGUCUUCCAGAAGUUCCUGGACGAGAACCUCGUCUCCAAGUCUGACGCUGAGUUGCUGAAGACCACUCUCGCGCCUCUCACUACUGUCAUCGACCAGUACUCCGAGGGCCAGAAGGUCCAUGAGCUCAAUGUCAUCCGUGAUCUCCUUACUUCUUACGUCGAGGUCGAGCGCCUCUUCUCCGGCCGUCGUCUGCAGGACGAGGAGGUCAUCCUCAAGCUGCGUGACGAGAACAAGGAGGACAUCAAGAAGGUCACCCAGACCGUUCUCUCCCAUAGCAGAGUUGCCGCCAAGAACUCGCUCAUUCUCGCCAUUCUGGACGAGUACCGCCCCAACAAGCCUAAUGUCGGCAAUGUCAGCAAGUACCUUCGCCCCGUCCUUCGCAAGCUUGCCGAGCUCGAGUCUCGUCAGACUGCCAAGGUCUCCCUCAAGGCCCGCGAGAUCUUGAUCCAGUGCGCCCUGCCCUCUCUCGAGGAGAGAACCGCUCAGAUGGAGCACAUUCUUCGCUCCUCUGUUGUCGAGUCUCGCUACGGUGAGACUGGCUGGGAUCACCGUGAGCCCAGCUUGGACAUCAUCAAGGAGGUUGUGGACUCCAAGUACACCGUCUUCGAUGUCCUGACCCUCUUCUUCGCCCAUGAGGAUCCUUGGGUGUCCCUCGCUGCCCUUGAGGUCUAUGUUCGCCGCGCUUACCGUGCUUACGUCCUCAAGAAGAUUGAGUACCACGCCGACGAUACUGAUUCUCCUUCGUUCUUGUCCUGGGACUUCUCCCUGCGCAAGCUUGGCCACUCUGAGUUUGGCCUGCCUAUCCUGUCCGCCGCUCCCUCCACCCCGGGCACCCCUGUGGAGAGUUCCUUCAAGCGCAUCAGCUCCAUCAGCGAUAUGUCUUACCUCUCCCACAAGACUCAGGAUGAGCCAACCCGCAAGGGCGUGAUCAUUCCCUGCAAAUUCUUGGAUGAUGCGGAUGAGCUCCUCAGCAGGGCUCUUGAGAAGCUCCCUGUUCUCGGUGCCCGCAAGAAGAGCAGCGUGAUCCCUGAUCUCAACGAGAAGCGCAGACCUGCUCUCCAGCGCCUGGAGACCUUUGACGAGCUUUCCGCCGUCGUCAAUGUUGCCGUUCGCGACGCCGAGGGUCGCAGCGAUGAGGAGAUUCUUAAGGAGAUUCUUCCUCUUGUCCAACAGCACAGGGAAGAUUUGGUUGCCCGUCGGGUCCGUCGCAUCACGUUUGUCUGUGGUCGCAACGAUGGCUCAUACCCUGGUUACUUCACCUUCCGUGGCCCCGAGUACGUUGAGGACGAUAGCAUCCGUCACAGCGAGCCAGCUCUUGCGUUCCAGCUCGAGCUCGGACGUCUCUCCAAGUUCAAGAUCAAGCCUGUCUUCACUGAGAACAAGAACAUUCAUGUGUACGAGGCGAUUGGCAAGGGUGUCGAGACUGACAAGCGCUACUUCACUCGCGCUGUCAUUCGUCCCGGCCGUCUGAGGGAUGAGAUUCCUACUGCCGAGUACCUCAUCUCUGAGGCCGAUCGUGUCAUCAACGACAUUUUCGAUGCUCUUGAGAUCAUCGGUAAUAACAACUCCGAUCUCAACCACAUGUUCUUGAACUUCACCCCGGUCUUCCAGCUUCAGCCUGAGGAGGUUGAGCACUCUCUCCAGGGCUUCCUUGACCGCUUCGGCCCUCGUGGCUGGCGCCUCCGUGUUGCCCAGGUCGAGAUUCGCAUCAUCUGCACCGACCCUAACACUGGCAUGCCUUAUCCCCUGCGUGUCAUCAUCACCAACACCUCCGGAUAUGUCAUCCAGGUCGAGCUUUACGCCGAGCGCAAGUCCGAGAAGGGCGAGUGGGUGUUCCACUCCAUCGGUGGCACCACCAAGAUUGGCUCCAUGCACUUGCUGCCGGUCAACACUCCUUACCCCACCAAGAACUGGCUCCAGCCUAAGCGUUACAAGGCUCAUCUCAUGGGCACUCAGUACGUCUAUGACUUCCCUGAGCUCUUCCGUCAGGCCAUCCAGAACAGCUGGGCCAAGGCUGUCCAAAAGAACCCCGCUCUUGCCGAGAAGCAGCCCCCUGUUGGCGAGUGUAUCGAAUUCGGCGAGCUUGUGCUCGAUGACCACGACAACUUGACCGAGGUCUCCCGUGAGCCUGGUACCAACACUUGCGGCAUGGUCGGCUGGCUCAUCCGUGCUAGAACCCCCGAGUACCCUAGCGGUCGCAAGUUCAUUGUUGUUGCCAACGACAUCACCUUCAACAUUGGCUCUUUCGGUCCCAAGGAGGACAACUUCUUCUACAAGUGCACUGAGCUUGCCCGUAAGCUGGGCAUUCCUCGCAUCUACCUGUCCGCCAACUCGGGUGCCCGCUUGGGUCUUGCCACCGAGCUUAUGCCUCACUUCAACGUUGCCUGGAAGGACGCCAGCAAGCCUGAGGCUGGCUUCGAGUACCUCUACCUUGACGAUGCGGCCAAGAAGCGCUUCGAGAACAGCGUUAUCACCGAGGAGAUCACUGAAGGCGAUGAGAAGCGCCACAGGAUUGUCACGAUCGUCGGUGCUGAGGAUGGUCUUGGUGUUGAGUGCUUGCGUGGCUCUGGUCUCAUUGCCGGUGCUACCAGCAGGGCCUACAACGACAUCUUCACUUGCACGCUCGUCACCUGCCGCUCCGUUGGUAUCGGUGCUUACCUUGUGCGUCUUGGUCAGCGUGCUGUCCAGAUUGAGGGCCAGCCCAUCAUUCUCACUGGUGCCCCUGCCCUCAACAACCUCUUGGGUCGCGAGGUCUACACCUCCAACCUGCAGCUUGGUGGCACUCAGAUCAUGUACCGCAACGGUGUCUCUCACUUGACUGCCAACGAUGACUUCGCUGGUGUCUCCAAGAUCGUCGAGUGGAUGUCGUUCGUUCCUGACAAGCGCAACAACCCCGUGCCUAUCAGCAUCAGCGUUGACACUUGGGAUCGUGACAUUGUCUACACCCCGCCCCAGAAGCAGCCUUACGACGUCAGGUGGAUGAUUGGCGGCAGGGAGGACGAGAAUGGCUUCCAGCCUGGUCUUUUUGACAAGGACUCCUUCGUCGAGACUCUCGGCGGAUGGGCCCGCACUGUCGUCGUCGGUCGCGCUCGCCUCGGCGGUAUUCCCAUGGGUGUUAUCGCUGUCGAGACCCGCUCUGUUGAGAACAUCACUCCUGCCGACCCCGCUAACCCUGACUCGAUCGAGCAGGUUGCUAACGAGGCUGGUGGUGUCUGGUACCCCAACUCUGCCUUCAAGACGGCCCAGGCCAUUAACGAUUUCAACAACGGCGAGCAGCUUCCGCUCAUGAUCCUCGCCAACUGGCGUGGUUUCUCUGGUGGUCAGCGCGACAUGUACAACGAGGUUCUCAAGUACGGCUCCUUCAUCGUCGACGCCCUCGUCAAGUUCGAGCAGCCCGUCUUCAUCUACAUUCCUCCCUUCGGCGAGCUUCGUGGUGGUUCGUGGGUCGUCGUCGAUCCCACCAUCAACCCUGUCGCCAUGGAGAUGUAUGCUGAUGUUGAUGCUCGCGGUGGUGUUCUCGAGCCUGAAGGUAUCAUUGGUAUCAAGUAUCGCAAGGACAAGCAGCUUGAGACCAUGGCCCGUCUCGACCCCGUUUAUGCCGAACUCAAGAGGCAGAGCACCGACGCUAACCUCCCCAAGGAGGAGUCUGAUGCGAUCAAGAAGAAGAUGACUGAGCGCGAGCAGCAGCUUCUGCCCGUUUAUGCUCAGAUCAGCUUGCAGUUCGCUGAUCUCCACGAUCGUGCUGGUCGCAUGAAGGCCAAGGGUGUCAUUCGCGAGAUCCUUGAGUGGAAGAACGCCCGCCGCUUCUUUUACUGGCGUAAGACUCAACGAGGAGUCAUCCUCCGUCGUAUCAUCUCCGCCACUACCCCCGGCGGUGCCCUCAGCAAGGCUCUCACUGCUAACUCGACCAAGGAGCGCGCUCGCCACUUGCAGCUUCUUCAGGCCUGGAGCGGCAUUGAGCAGUUCGAUACUGCUGACCGUGAGGUUGCCGUCUGGUACGAGGAGAACCGCCACGAGGUCGGCACCAAGAUUGAUGCCCUCAAGGCUGAGCAGAUCACCUCGGAGAUGCGCGACCUUAUCCGCACCGCUUCUAGGGGAUCCGAUGACGCCGCCUGGAAGGGUGUCCGUGAUGUGCUGAGCGUUAUGCCUGUUGAGGAAAGGGAGAAGGUUAUCAAGUAUCUUACUACUCUCUAA